ACCAGUUCAAACCAACCCCGUUUUGAAUUUUCUGCAAAUUGCUUUCCACACCCUCUCCUGCCUCUUUCUCCUAUCUUCUGCUAUCCCCCGCCUCCUUCCAGUCUCAAAUGAAUCUCCAAAGCCUAAUCUGCGGAGCUAGUUGUCGCCGGUCCUCGUCAUCGUCUUCACCAGCUAAGUCUAUCAGGCUGCGUUGGAGGAUUCGCAGUACAAGACCUGCGCCCCUCAGAACUGCGGAUAUGGCCCAAACAUCAGCUACCCUUGAGAAUGGCAGUGUCUACCAUGGACUGCCCAUCUUUGACUCCGACGACCUUAAGAAUGCUACCAACGAUUUCGAUCCAGCAGCGGAACUUGGUGAUGGAGGCUUUGGCACUGUUUUCAAAGGCAAACUCCGAGAUGGGCGUGUAGUUGCAGUCAAGAGAUUGUACGAAAGCAACCACAGAAGAGUCGAGCAGUUCGUGAACGAAGUCGAUAUACUUACUCGCUUAUGCCACACGAAUCUAGUCUCACUGUAUGGCUGCACCUCCCGGCAGAGCCAUAGACUCCUGCUCGUGUAUGAAUAUGUGCCAAAUGGCACGGUGGCUGAUCAUAUUCACAGCGAUUUAGCUAAACCCGGCUCACCCCCAUGGUCCACCCGUUUGAACAUAGCCAUAGAAACCGCAAACGCAUUGGUGUAUCUCCACGCAUCUGAUGUUAUCCACCGAGAUGUGAAGACCAGCCACAUCCUACUGGACGAGAAUUUUAGAGUCAAGGUUGCGGAUUUCCAUUUGUCGCGCCUCUUCCCAGUUAAUGUCACUCAUGUUUCAACUGCUCCGCAAGGAACACCAGGUUUUAUUGAUCCAGAAUACCUUCAAUGCUACCAAUUGACUGAGAAGAGCGAUGUAUAUAGCUUUGGAGUAGUCUUGAUGGAGCUCAUAUCUUCCUUGCCAGCAGUUGAUAUCACUAGGCAUCGCCACGAGAUAAAUCUAUCCGCCCUGGCCAUUAACAAGAUCCAAAGCCACGCCUUGCACGAGCUUGUAGAUCCAAAUCUGGGGUUCGAUACAGACUAUAGGACUGGAGAAAUGAUUACUGCGGUGGCGGAGUUGGGGUUCCAGUGCUUGGAGCAAGGCCAUGACAUGAGGCCAUCGAUGGAAGAGGUAUUAAAAACACUAAAGGAAAUACAAAACCGUGGAGACAACAUGGAGAAGUCAGACAAACAGAAUAUAGCGGAUGAUGCUGUUCUGUUGAAGAACAAUCCGUUAACUUCUUUGCCGGUUUCAGUCACGGGGAAAUGGGUUAGCAACAAUUCAACACCCAAUGCCACUGGUUAG
This is a messenger RNA of Eucalyptus grandis, 1307 nucleotides long. Its product is annotated as LEAF RUST 10 DISEASE-RESISTANCE LOCUS RECEPTOR-LIKE PROTEIN KINASE-like 1.1. Gene Ontology annotation, biological process: protein phosphorylation. NCBI's taxonomy places the organism in Eukaryota, Viridiplantae, Streptophyta, Magnoliopsida, Myrtales, Myrtaceae. The record is from RefSeq and is a predicted model, not a curated record. Gene Ontology annotation, molecular function: protein kinase activity; ATP binding.